AAAUGGCAACUAUGUUAUUUAAUGGGGCAUCCAUUUUCUGAUUUUGUGCAACAUUUAUUUAUCAUUAUCAAAUUAAUGGAACUAAUAUGUUUAUUAUUACAAUUUAGCUUUCAAAAUAAUCAUAUGCUCACUGCUUCCUUGAAAUAUCCAACCCUUCUUGUAUUAUUUACUUAAAUCUAUUGUCGGGCUUAAAACAUAACACCUUUCAUUUAAGCCUAAUAUCAUUUAUUUCAUUACUAUUGAACGGUCCACCAGUAUUUCUUUCUGCCAACAUUUGAAAACUUUAGUUUCUGUUUUGUUGUCAAAAAUGACAGGUGAUGUCAUAUUUUACAAGUAAAGCCAAAUGUUUUUAGUUCGAAAUUAUAAAUUUGUUUAACUUUUAAAAUUCAUAAAAUUCUUUUAUUUUUAUUAUUGUGAGCUUAAAAAUUUCACUAAACUGAUUUCUAACUUAGAAUAAUGGCAAUUCCAGCUUUAAAACCUGCUGUUGUUAUGAAUUUCACAGAAAGUCAGCAGGCAUGUAACAUUCUUGAAAAGCUAUGGAGUCAGCGUGAAUCUGGACGAUUUUGUGAUGUUGUGCUUCAUGUACAAGGCCAGAAAUUUUGUGCACAUCGCAAUGUUUUAGCAGCUUGUAGCCCGUAUUUCGAUUCUGUUUUAAAAAAGCACAAGACAGAAAAGGAACAGCUUACCCUAACAUGUCAAAACAUGGAUGCAUUUCUAUUACUCUUAAACUAUAUGUAUACAGGUGUCAUAAUUAUUGAUUUAAGUAAUGUUUCAGAAUUGCUUAGACUCUCCAAUCAUUUUCUUAUUAACAAGUUAAAAAACUUUUGCGCUGAAUAUCUCAUUAAAUAUUUAGAUUAUUCAAACUGCUUUCUUAUCAAGGAGUUAGCUGAAAAAUAUAGUUUACCUAUUCUGCAUAGAAGUGCUGACAAUUUUAUUCGAUCUAAUAUUGCUGAACUUUUUGAUAAAAAUGAACUUCUAGAAUCACCUGUUUUUAAAUUAAAGCAGUUUUUCAGUGAAAACAACCUCCUUAUUCCGAAGCAUUUGUUAUUUCCUUUUAUUUGUAAGUGGUUGGAACAUAAUGUUAGUGAUAGAGAAAAUGACUUUGCAAUUUUACUUUCGUUUAUCGACUGGAAUGCUGUAGAUUAUUUGCAUUUAGAAAACUAUUUGAGAUCGACGUCCCUGAAUGAAAGGAGUCCGAAAUGCAUAUAUCUGAUACUAUCUGCUAUGGAGGAAAAUAAAAUGGAAUUGUCUGUAUUUCAUGAUAAGUUUCUAAUUUUGAAAUCACAGUUUGGUACCACGGUUGAUGGCGAUGAAAAGGAUGCUAUGAAAAAUGAAAAAAAUACAUUAGAUUCUGAUUAUUCUGCUGCUGUGCCAGUUACUGUGGCACCAUUAGAAAGGCGGGAAAACGAUGUAUAUCAAUGUGAUGAAAUGACAGCUCCAAAAGACGAUGAAUCAAGCAAUAGUAGUUAUAAUGUUCCUGAUAAUGGUGCUGAUGGUUUUGAUGAAAGUGAGAGUUCUGACAAUGCUGCUGAAGAUCCACCCAUUGAGCCUAUCAAGGUUGAAUCUGGACAAGAAAAGUUGAAAACCCCAAUAAAAAAAAGCAUUAUGACUAGAAGAAGUUCCCUACUAACUGCAGGCAGAGAAGUAGUUCCUGCAAUUAGAAUAACUCGUUCCUCAACUGGCACCAAAGUUACUAAAUCUACUCCUAAGAAAGUAUCAAAAACAAAGAAAGCCAAAAAACCCAGCAAGAAUGUUUCCACGAAGCAAAAACAAUUGAAUGUUGUGAAAAGUGAAUCAUUGCAGAAACGUUAUGUCUCAGAAACUGAUACAGAAGACGAUGAUGAGGAAGAUGAUGGAAAUGUGAGUUCCAGUGAUUCAAGUGUAGAAGAAUCUUUAAAUGGACCUACUAAAAAAUCGAAAUGGAAAGACGGAGUUAAAUGCCCUCAUUGUUGCUAUAUAGCUCAUUCUUCUGUUAGAUUAGAACAACAUGUUUCUCGUGUGCAUGCAAAAGAUGUAACUUAUAAGUGUAAAGAGUGUGACUUUACAUGCAAGUGGAGCCGAGAAUAUUACAUGCAUAUGAAAACACAUUUUCAAGGUCCUCCUUUCAAAUGCGAAAGUUGUGAAUAUACUUGUGACAGAAUACAGUUUCUUUUAUCUCAUCGUAUGAGGCAUACUGACGAAAGGCCUUUCAAAUGUGAUGAAUGUGACCACCGUGCUCGAACCAAGGCAAAUUUGGAGUGCCAUAUGAGAUGUCACACUGGGGAAAAACCAUAUCAAUGUGAAAUUUGUGAGCGUAGAUUUGCCAUAAAAGCCAGUCUGGAUCAACACCUUUCAUCACAUCGUGAAGAUAGACCUUAUUUGUGUGACAUAUGUGGUUUUAGUACAAAAUAUCAAUCACAUUUGUUUUCUCAUAAAAGGAUACAUACAGGUGACGUGUUUCGUUGUAAUUUUCCGAACUGUACCUACAGUACACCCAAAAGAAGCCAAUUAGGAUCCCAUCACCGAACUCACACUGGCGUACGUUCUCACAUUUGUGCGAUUUGCGGCAGAGCAUUUACUGAAAAGAGUCACCUCGUAAGACACGAACGCAUUCAUCUGAAUGAAAAGCCAUUUAAAUGUGAACAAUGUGAUUAUUCUAGCUCUCGUAAAGAUAAGCUAAAGGAGCACAUUAUGAAACAUCAUGGAGAAAAUGCAUCUGCCAAACGUCCCUUUAGGCCUCGAAAGCAAAGGAGAGAGAGUCAACUGGAAAAUUCCUAUCCACAUCAAAUUAAAGCAGCACCUUCAGAAUCUGAGAACACCCAACCUCAACAACAUAUAGAACUACAAAAUGCUAUGGAAGCUGCCUCCUCUUCGGUGCCAGUAGUUUAUACUUAUGAUUCAUCUCAUCAAGAUUCCAUUUACAAUCAUGCUGUUGUUGGUUUACAACAACUUGGUGUGCAUAACUACCAGAUAUCAUUUAUGGAUCAAAGGAAUCAUCAGCCUUAUCAUCAUCAACAUGUACCUAUUGGACCAACACCACCCUCAGCUAUACCUACUAUGAUUCCUGAUCAAAAUAGAUUAAAUAGUGUAGCAAUACCCUCUCAGGAUGGCACAAAUGUUGUGGGACAACCAGGGGAAUAUAACACUUAUAUAUCUUAUAUGUAAUUUUGUAAUUGAAAUUUUCAAUCAUUUAGGACAUUAUUUUUAUACUCAAUUUUUACUUAAUCAAAAUAUUUUUGGAUAUUUUAAAUCCGAAUAAUGUUAAUUGACUAGAAAAAAAUAUUCGCAAUAUAGAUGAUAUAUUUUUUAAAUAAUACUUUAAUUUGAAUCGCUAAUUCCUUUGAAACUUUAUAAAAUUAAUUUAUGAAUUACAUUAUUUUUAUUACAAUGACUACCACUUGUUUUUUAGUGAUAGCUAAAUUGUUUUAUCCACACGUUUUACUUAUGGUGAUAGAUAAAAAUUAAUUUGUGUAUCUAAUCGAAAUUUUAGCUGAGGAUAAAUAAUGCAUGCGUUCAUGUCUCAGUGACAUAUGGAAUAACAUUUCAUUUGUAAUAUAAUUAAGAUUAUUAAUUUGUAUAUAUGCUUUUAUAUUUAUGUGUGUGUGCUUUUAUACAGGUAACAAAAUUGAACUUAUCACGCUAAAAUGCAUGGUAUGUAGAUUAAUUGGUUUAAACAUAUUGAAGCUAAACAGUAUAUAUUUCAGAUUAUGCAUUUGUUACAAAGUAUGGAAAUGAGCAAACAAGAGUUGCAUGAAUUGAUAGUGUAUCACAAUGCUGUAUGUUGAUUAUUUUUUU
Messenger RNA from Parasteatoda tepidariorum (common house spider), 3774 nucleotides. RefSeq lists its product as uncharacterized. The record is from RefSeq and is a predicted model, not a curated record. Gene Ontology annotation, molecular function: DNA-binding transcription factor activity, RNA polymerase II-specific; protein binding. Gene Ontology annotation, biological process: regulation of transcription by RNA polymerase II. Gene Ontology annotation, cellular component: nucleus. NCBI's taxonomy places the organism in Eukaryota, Metazoa, Arthropoda, Arachnida, Araneae, Theridiidae.